AGAUAUUUGUCAGAUUUAAGUACAGAUAACCUAGUGCACGAAAAUUCAUACUGUGUCAAACAAUGAUUAUUCGAUAAAACUUGUUAUAUGCUGUAUAUAUCGUAAAUACAAAAGUUGAGAUUUUGCCUCGAAGUAUAAGAAGACAGACUUUUUCUCUAAAAAAAUAAUUCUUGCCUAUGAUGAGUGAUAAUCAAUCUGCCAAGAGAAAGAGGAAGCAAAGUAUCAAAGAUUUAAGGUGUUCUGAAAACGCGACAAAUGGUUUUAAGGAAAGCCUGGAGCCAUCUUGGGACUUUAUAAAUGUUUUUCUGGAUGAUGGAAAAAAAAGAUUGACACGUGGAAUGUUGCAGAAAUUAAGUGAGCAAAAUGUUACAGCUGCAAAUAGAGAAUCUCUUUUAUCCAAUAGUGUAAUUGUUCUAAAUAACACAGUUGAACAAGCGAUGGUAGACGAGGAAACAAGUAAUAGAGAUGACCAAGAUGUUUCAAUAAUCGAAUGCGGCUCAAAGCCAUCCUUACCUCUGCAGCAAAUAUCGCAGAAGAAAAAGUUGCGAAGUUCUCUGAAUAAGAAAAAGAAUAGAUCAUCGAUAAUAUUAAUAAAUAACGAUUUAUCUGACGGCCACUCGGCGGAUAUGCAUGAAUCCAUUCAAUCUUCAAGCAAUGGAGAAAACAUAGCACCGCAAAUGGAGGAUGAUAUAGUUGAACUGUGGUCAAGUUUAAAAACUAAUAAUAAAGGGAAGAAAAAUACAUUCAAAAAACGUAAAUGCAACAAGAUGAAUAACGAAACGAGUUUUGUAAUAGAUACAAAACCAGACUUCAAAAAUCUCAAUCGUUUGAAGAUGAAAUCUGCAAACAAAAGGCGAAAAUUGUAUCACAAAAAUGACAAUGCUGCAAUGGCGCAUAAUCCAUUUGUCAUGCAAGUGACAUCUAAAGAUGUCAAACAACGCCAAAGAACAAAGCAACACUACAAUGAUAUAGAUUCAAAUAUCAAGUUGACAAAAGUACAAUCUCACAAAAAAGAGACAAAGAAAAACAAAAAGUGUCCAGCUUUGAGUCAAGUUUCAAGUUCAGCUACAAGUUUAGUUCGGAAUCUGGCUUCAAGUUCAACUCAAAAUGCAAUUUCAACUUUAAAUAAAUUAAGAGAAAUAGUUGUUGAUGGUAGCAAUGUGGCGAUGGCAUACACGCAUCACAAAGAAUUUGCUGAAAAGGGUAUCCAAUUAGUAGUAGAUUAUUUUAUGACAAGAGGCCAUAUUGUGAAAGUUUUUUUACCACUGCACAUUCGGAGAAAAAGAUAUUCAUUUCUUGAGGAGAUGUACGAAAAAGGCGUCGUCGUUUUUACACCUAGUCGUAAGAUCCUCGGCAGACAAAUUACUCCUUACGACGAUAGAUAUAUUUUGGAAUACGCGACGUUGUGCAACGGAAUAGUAAUUUCCGCCGAUCAAUAUAGAGAUUUGUACCAGGAGAGACCAGAAUGGCGUGACACGAUUGAAAAUCGUUUAUUGACGCCAACCUUCGUCGGGGAUCGUGUUAUGUUUCCGGAAGAUCCGUUAGGCAGGUCCGGCCCUGAUCUCCAUACAUUUUUGCGGCACUAAUACGAUUACAAUAUGAUUUUUGUUACGUUAUUGAUAUACGCAAUUUGGCGAAAUUGGAUAUUGUGAUGUCUGUUGUCGACAGACUCUUUUUUUUCUUUUGUAGUGUAAUUUUGUUUUAAGUAUCUGUUUUUUCCUUAUUUUUUUGUACAAAAUAUCCGUGUGUAAUGAUUGAGAAAAUGAAUAUUGCACUAUUUCUUACAUGCAAUAUUUCAUAUAGAUAUAUUUUUACGAUUCACAUGCGUAUUUUGUAAAAUGAUAUGAUAUAAAUUAAAAAUAUAACAAAGG
Messenger RNA from Linepithema humile (Argentine ant), 1871 nucleotides. The record is from RefSeq and is a predicted model, not a curated record. NCBI's taxonomy places the organism in Eukaryota, Metazoa, Arthropoda, Insecta, Hymenoptera, Formicidae.